GGGGCACACAAAGAGGGCCUGAGUGACUUUGCCGCCGUUCCAUUAUGGCACACCCAACUUGGGCACACCACGUGGCGGACCCCCUGGCACACGCCUGAUCACCUUCAUUUCAUAUCCCGCUGUCGGCAUCAGAUUCUCAGUCGAGGCAUGGCGGCGGACGGCUCGAAGUCCCGUGUGCUUGUCACUGGCGCGUCUGGAUUCAUCGCAGCUCACUGCGUGUAUCAGCUCCUCGACAGAGGCUACAAGGUGACUGCCAACACGCGGCCAGCACAGACAGAUAAAUCGGAUGACGAUACAGACAGACAGACAGCCGCUAGACUGCGAUGUGCGCUCUCAGGUGCGAGGCACGGUUCGUGACCCAACAGACGCCAAGAAGACGCAGUUUCUGAGGUUAGGCUUCCUUGAUGAAGACGCGAUGCGACAAAAUGACCAAUGGGUAUCUUCUCAUGUGUUGGUACAGGACCUGCAUCCGGGAGCGCGUGACCAUCUGGAGCUGGUCGGCGCCGACCUCACAGAGGUGAGAACACUCGAAAGCACAGCAAAAGAUGCGGACUCGCGUGCUCUCUCUCAUCACCCAGGAAGACAAGUGGGCGGAUGCCGUACGUGGCUGUGAUGGCAUCGUCCACGUGGCGUCACCCCUGCCCCCAGUGGGAGAAGAAGACGACACCAUCGUCGACCAGGCCAUCAAAGGCAAUGAGCACGUCCUCCGAGCGGCCAUCAAGGAGAAGGUGCGUCGUGUGGUUAUCACAUCGUCUGCCUACGCCAUCUUCGACGGCCACCCAGCAGCACGGUACGGCGCCGGUUCGCCCCCCUUCACGGCCGACGACUGGAGCAUACCGGAGCGACAAGGCUUCUACCCCAAAAGCAAAACACUGGCAGAGAGGCGCGCUUGGGAGAUUUCCGCGAGCGAUGAGGCAAAGGCAACGGGGCUGGAGGGGUCACGGUGUGUCCUGGAUGGGUGAUCGGGCCCAUGGUCAACGCUACGGUGGGGCGGAGCUCCGACGUCAUACAGAGGUACUUGACUGCCGCGUUCCCUGGCACCCCAGCGAUGGGUGAGCUACACGAAGGAUGGAUGCACAGAGAUCGCCCGCCUACCUGCCCACACACCCAUCGGUGGCCUUCCUGUUCCUGUAAAUAUUGUGUGUGUCAGCCUACCCCAUUGCAGGUAGGCAGAGGGGGAGCGUCGACUGUCGACCUGAUGUUUGCCACAUUCUGUCGCCCUUGUGUUAGAUGUUCGUGACGUGGCGUUGGCACACGUGGCCUGUCUGGAGGGCGGCCCACAGGUAGUCGGCAAGCGAUUCCCACUCGGCGAAGAAGCCAUCCAGCUCAUCGACAUUGCCACGGUCAGUCAGCCAGCAUGUCUGUCAGCCGACACAGAGAGCACAUCCACGAGCCUCAGCCUUCCCACGUGGGGUGUGUGUGUGUCUGCCGAUGCGAUCAGACGCUCAAGGGCGAGUUUGGCAAAUACGGCUACCGUGUGCCAACAACGAGGCUCCCGACUUUCCUCGCAUGGCUGCUGAGCUUCUGCGAUAAAGGCGUCGCUCAAGUAUUGCCAGAGGUACGGAUGUUCGUGCGUCGUGAAUGGCUCAUGACUGUUGUGUGGUGUGAUGACAUUGUGCUGACUGCCAGCUGGGGAGGAGGUUCUCGAUGGACAGCAGUGGUGCGAGAGAGAUUCUGAACAUCCAGCCACGGGACUUCAAGCAGGCGGCCAUCGACCAGGGGUACUCUUUGAUAAAGCUAGGUAUUGUGCCCAACAAGGGCGUACCAGAAGAGAAGCUCCAACUAUCGCUGUAGGUAGCGUAGCGCCUUCGCUGUGCUUGGCGGGCAGGAG
Messenger RNA from Vitrella brassicaformis, 1831 nucleotides. The record is from the annotation of a GenBank genome assembly. Lineage: Eukaryota; Vitrellaceae.